Molecule: messenger RNA, 605 nt
Organism: Oxyura jamaicensis (ruddy duck)
Lineage: Eukaryota; Metazoa; Chordata; Aves; Anseriformes; Anatidae
Product: vegetative cell wall protein gp1-like
Exons: 3
Coding region: 126-605 (159 amino acids)
Source: RefSeq, a predicted model, not a curated record
CGCCGAAAUCCACGCCCCCCCCGGCGGCACCGGGCUCCGAGGGGACCGCGGGGACCCCCCCCAAAGCAGCGCCCGCCACCGAUGACACCAAGGCCCCGCCCGCGGCGCAGCCCGAAGCCCCCAAGAUGGCCGCCGAGGCGCCACCGGCACCGGCAGCCGCGCCCAACGCACCCAAGAUGGCCGCCGAGGCCAAGCCGGCGGCGCCCGCAGCGCAACCUGGCCCCAAGAUGGCCGCCGAGGUGAAACCGGCGCCGGCGAGCGCCGCGACCGCGCCCAAGAUGGCCGCCGACACCGCGCCGGCAGCGCCGCAGCCGCCGCCCAAGAUGGCCGCCGAGCCCAAACCCGCGCCGCCGACGUCUCCCAAGAUGGCCGCCGAGCCCAAGCCUGCGCCGACGUCUCCCAAGAUGGCCGCCGAGCCCAAACCCGCGCCAUCGUCUCCCAAGAUGGCCGCCGAGCCCAAGCCGGCCCCGAAGCCGCCGCCGCCAGGCCCCAAGAUGGCCGCCGAGGCGAAGCCACCACCGCCGUCGCCAGGCCCCAAGAUGGCCGCCGAGCCCCCGCCCUCGCCCGGCUCCGCCUCCCCGCUGACGUCACCGGCCCCCCGGUGA